CGCUGGUGGCGGUAUAGUGCAAUUUUGCCCGAGAAAAAUUUACGAUAAUUUUAUUUUUAUUACGUUUCUAACUAUUUAUUAACCUGUUCCUUUUUUAUUACGUGUUAAUUUAUUUUACUGUGUACAAAAAUCGUGAUCAGUUAAUGUGUAGUGGCAGAAACAGGUGAUGUGGGGUACACCCUGGAUGGAUCGAUACCGGUGACUGCGUCGCUUUGUUGCGAGGGUGCGAUGGAGAAGUCGGCGUCAGCGCGGCCGAGGACGGCUCUGAACGAGUGCGUGAAGGUGGUGGUGCGGUGCAGGCCGCUCUCCAACCGCGAGAAGAACGAGGGCCACGAUGAGGUGAAGAAACGCCGAAUCAGACCCACCGAUCAGAAAUGGUACGAGCGUCUCUCGACGAAAGGGACUGGGGAUCAGUUCCAGGAGGCCGACUUACCCCUAGAGGUGGUGCAAGUGUGGCCGGAGCGGGGCGCCGUGCAGGUGCUCAACCCCAAGGGCCAGGACAAGCUGUUCACGUACGACGCCGUGUACGACGCGCGCGCCGACACGCAGACCAUCUACGAUGAAAUGGUCCGUCCCCUGGUGGCGUCCGUCCUGGACGGGUUCAACGGCUGCGUGUUCGCGUACGGACAGACGGGCACCGGCAAGACGCACACCAUGGAGGGCACCCCCGAAGACGAGGGCAUCAUACCGAGAGCCUUCAGGCACAUAUGGCAGCAUAUCGAGACCAGUGCGUCGCGAGACGUGACGCACCUUGUGUCGUGCUCCUAUGUGGAGCUGUACCUGGAAGAUGUCAGGGAUCUGCUGUCUAAGGACUGCAAGAAACUGACUAUUAGAGGGCAGGAGCUGAACGGCUUCUAUCCGGAGAUGACGUCGAUCGUGUGCAAGUCAGCCGCGGAGAUGCAGCGGGCCCUGCGCGCGGGCAACCGCGUGCGCGCCUCCGGCCGCACGGACAUGAACGAGCACUCGUCUAGAUCCCACGCUGUGUUCCUGGUCACUGUGGAGUCGCAGCACAAGCCCAGCAACCGCAUCCGCGUGGGCAAGCUGAACCUGGUGGACCUGGCGGGCAGCGAGCGGCAGCGCAAGACCGGCGCUGGCGGCGAGCGGCUCCGGGAGGCGGCGCGCAUCAACCAGGCGCUGUCCUCGCUCGGGAAUGUCAUCUCCGCGCUCGCUGAGAACAGUCCCCACGUGCCCUACCGGGACUCGAAGCUCACGCGCAUCCUGCAGGACUCGCUGGGCGGCAACAGCAAGACCAUCAUGAUCGCGGCCGUGGGCCCCGCCGCCUACAACUACGACGAGACCAUCACCACGCUGCGCUACGCUCACAGAGCUAAAGCGAUAAAGAACAAGCCGAUCCGCAACGAGGACCCGAAGGACGCCAAGCUUCGCGAGUACCAGGCGGAGAUCGAGCGCCUGCGCGCGCUCAUCGAGCAGCGCCGCGCCGCGGAGAAGCGCCCGCGCCGUCCGCCCAGACCCGCGCCCGACCCCAAGCCAGCCGAAGAAGACACGAUCGACACCGCCAGCCUGGAGAGCGAGCACAUCCUCGCCGAGUCCACUAUCGAGCAGGAGAAGUGCAGGACCGAGGAGCUGGAGCAGCAGAUCCGGCAGCUGGAGGAGCGGCUCGUGUCCGGCGGCGGCGACGGCGACGGCGACCUGCUCGACACGCUGCAGCAGUCCAGCGCCGUGCUCGACGCCAGGAACAUGGAGAUCGCCGAGCGGAAGAAGAGGGAGGUCGAGAUGCAGCAGAAGAUUGACCUGGAGGAGGAGACAACGGCCUCCGUUACCCAGACCUUUGCGUCGCUGCAGCAGGAGGUCGAUCAUAAGACGCAGAGAUUAAAGAAAUGCGUGACGAAGUACGCGGCGCUCCGCGAGGAGACGGUGGAGCUGCGCGAGGCGCACGACGGCGAGCGGCGCGAGCACGAGGCGCUGCAGGCGGCGCUGGUGGCGGGGCUGCGGCGCCGCCUGCUGCUGGCCGACAGCUUCGUGCCGCUGGCGGGGAGGGCGCAGGUGGCGCGCCUGGCCUACGACGACGACCAGGACGCCUGGACCAGGGCCGUGCCCGACAGGACGCCUGGACCAGGGCCGUGCCCGACAGGUGAACUAUACGCUGCAGGCGGCGCUGGUGGCGGGGCUGCGGCGCCGCCUGCUGCUGGCCGACAGCUUCGUGCCGCUGGCGGGGAGGGCGCAGGUGGCGCGCCUGGCCUACGACGACGACCAGGACGCCUGGACCAGGGCCGUGCCCGACAGGUGAACUAUACGCUGCAGGCGGCGCUGGUGGCGGGGCUGCGGCGCCGCCUGCUGCUGGCCGACAGCUUCGUGCCGCUGGCGGGGAGGGCGCAGGUGGCGCGCCUGGCCUACGACGACGACCAGGACGCCUGGACCAGGGCCGUGCCCGACAGGACGCCUGGACCAGGGCCGUGCCCGACAGGUGAACUAUACGCUGCAGGCGGCGCUGGUGGCGGGGCUGCGGCGCCGCCUGCUGCUGGCCGACAGCUUCGUGCCGCUGGCGGGGAGGGCGCAGGUGGCGCGCCUGGCCUACGACGACGACCAGGACGCCUGGACCAGGGCCGUGCCCGACAGGUGAACUAUACGCUGCAGGCGGCGCUGGUGGCGGGGCUGCGGCGCCGCCUGCUGCUGGCCGACAGCUUCGUGCCGCUGGCGGGGAGGGCGCAGGUGGCGCGCCUGGCCUACGACGACGACCAGGACGCCUGGACCAGGGCCGUGCCCGACAGGACGCCUGGACCAGGGCCGUGCCCGACAGGUGAACUAUACGCUGCAGGCGGCGCUGGUGGCGGGGCUGCGGCGCCGCCUGCUGCUGGCCGACAGCUUCGUGCCGCUGGCGGGGAGGGCGCAGGUGGCGCGCCUGGCCUACGACGACGACCAGGACGCCUGGACCAGGGCCGUGCCCGACAGGUGAACUAUACGCUGCAGGCGGCGCUGGUGGCGGGGCUGCGGCGCCGCCUGCUGCUGGCCGACAGCUUCGUGCCGCUGGCGGGGAGGGCGCAGGUGGCGCGCCUGGCCUACGACGACGACCAGGACGCCUGGACCAGGGCCGUGCCCGACAGGCGGCGCUGGUGGCGGGGCUGCGGCGCCGCCUGCUGCUGGCCGACAGCUUCGUGCCGCUGGCGGGGAGGGCGCAGGUGGCGCGCCUGGCCUACGACGACGACCAGGACGCCUGGACCAGGGCCGUGCCCGACAGGUGAACUAUACGCUGCAGGCGGCGCUGGUGGCGGGGCUGCGGCGCCGCCUGCUGCUGGCCGACAGCUUCGUGCCGCUGGCGGGGAGGGCGCAGGUGGCGCGCCUGGCCUACGACGACGACCAGGACGCCUGGACCAGGGCCGUGCCCGACAGGUGAACUAUACGCUGCAGGCGGCGCUGGUGGCGGGGCUGCGGCGCCGCCUGCUGCUGGCCGACAGCUCGUGCCGCUGGCGGGGAGGGCGCAGGUGGCGCGCCUGGCCUACGACGACGACCAGGACGCCUGGACCAGGGCCGUGCCCGACAGGUGAACUAUACGCUGCAGGCGGCGCUGGUGGCGGGGCUGCGGCGCCGCCUGCUGCUGGCCGACAGCUUCGUGCCGCUGGCGGGGAGGGCGCAGGUGGCGCGCCUGGCCUACGACGACGACCAGGACGCCUGGACCAGGGCCGUGCCCGACAGCGUGGAGCCGCUGUCGGCGCGGCCCGUGGCCGGGCCGGGGCGGCGCCCCACGUGCGCGGCGGGGGCGGGGGCGGCGGCGGGGGGAGCAGCCCCGCGCGGCGCCGCGCCGAGAACCUGCUGGACCUGGCGCCGCUCCCUCUGCCCUCCACCACCCGGGCCUACGUGCCGCCCGCACCCGCGCCCCGCCCGAUGAGGUCGAUGGAGAGCUCCAUGAAGAAGUCUCCGGAGCUGGAGGCCCCGGCGCCCGUGGUGAGCGUGCGCAAGAGCGCGCGCCCCGUGCGGCCCGGCACCGCGCACCACCGCCUGGGCACGGCCGGCGUGCGGUAGCCCCGC
Leguminivora glycinivorella is the source of this 3984-nucleotide messenger RNA. Its product is annotated as kinesin-like protein Klp68D. Gene Ontology annotation, biological process: microtubule-based movement. Gene Ontology annotation, molecular function: ATP binding; microtubule binding; microtubule motor activity. The record is from RefSeq and is a predicted model, not a curated record. NCBI's taxonomy places the organism in Eukaryota, Metazoa, Arthropoda, Insecta, Lepidoptera, Tortricidae.